Messenger RNA from Dromiciops gliroides (monito del monte), 4530 nucleotides. It is a transcript of the gene GPC4, whose product is annotated as glypican 4. The transcript has 9 exons. Gene Ontology annotation, cellular component: plasma membrane; cell surface; extracellular region. The record is from RefSeq and is a predicted model, not a curated record. Lineage: Eukaryota; Metazoa; Chordata; Mammalia; Microbiotheria; Microbiotheriidae. Gene Ontology annotation, biological process: cell migration; regulation of signal transduction; regulation of protein localization to membrane. Bases 668 to 2347 code for a protein of 559 amino acids.
CGAGCCGAGAGGGGGGAGCUGCGGGAGCUGAGCGCAGAGCAGAGCUGAGCUGAGCACAGCACAGCACAGCACGGAGAGGCGAGGCACAGCGGAGCGGGGCAAGGCAGGCACGGCACGGUAGAGCAGGGCACGGCGGAGCGAAGCUGAGCAGCGCAGCCCAGCCCAACACAGCGCAGCCCAACACAGCGCAGCCCAACACAGCGCAGCCCAGCCCGGCGCAGCCCAGCCCGGCGCAGCCCAGCCCGGCGCAGCCCAGCGCAGCCCAGCCGGCGGCCGCGACGCCUGCGAGGGCGAGGGCGAGGACGAGCCGCGCGCACGGCAGCCUGCCUCCCUCCGCCCGGCCCCCCUCCUCCCUUCUCUUUUUUACCUCCUCCUCCUCCUCCUCCUCCUCUUCCUCCUCCUCCGCCGCCGCCGCCUCCUCUAGCGGCUGUGCAAACAACUUCUCGGAGCCCAAAGGUCAGGGCCCGCCGCCCGGGAGCCGAAACUCUCCAGCUCCCGCCGCCGCCGCCGCCGAGGGGGCGCUUGGGCAUCUCGGAGCGACGCUCUCUGGCCGUCCGGCCGCCGGCCCGUGCGCCCCCGCCCUCCCCGCGCUCUGCUCGGACGGGCCGCCCGUGCCGUGCUCCCCGUGCCCCUUCUCGCGCUCCGCUCUGCCCCCAGAUCCCCAGCCAUGGCCCGGCUGCCCCUCCCGUCGCUCCUGUGCACGCUGGCUGCCCUCAGCCUCAGCCUCCUGGCCGCCGAGCUCAAGUCGAAAAGUUGCCUGGAAGUGCUUCAGGUCUACGUCUCCAAGGGCUUCAACAAAAACGAUGCGCCCAGUAACGAGAUCAACGGCGAUCAUCUGAAAAUCUGUGCUCAAGGUUAUACAUGCUGCUCUCAAGAAAUGGAGGAGAAGUACCGCCAGCAGAGUAAAGAGGAUUUCCGAAGUGCCGUCGGGGAGCAUUGCAAUGCUCUGCAGAACAUGUUUGCUUCCCGAUAUAAAAAAUUUGAUGAAUUCUUCAAAGAGCUACUUGAAAAUGCCGAGAAAUCCUUGAAUGACAUGUUUGUGCGGACCUACGGUCGUUUAUACAUGCAAAAUUCUGAGCUCUUUAAAGAUCUCUUUGUGGAAUUGAAGCGGUACUACGUGGUAGGCAAUGUGAACUUGGAAGAAAUGCUCAAUGACUUCUGGGCCCGCCUUCUGGAGCGAAUGUUUCGCCUCGUGAAUCCCCAACACCAUUUUACAGAUGAGUACUUGGAAUGUGUGAGCAAGUACACAGAACAGCUGAAACCCUUUGGUGAUGUGCCACGAAAACUCAAGUUACAGGUGACUCGGGCCUUUGUCGCCGCCCGGACAUUUGCCCAAGGUCUGGCUGUUGCAAGAGACGUCAUCAACAAAGUGUCUGUGGUCAAUCCCACACCUUCCUGUUCACAUGCCCUCCUGAAAAUGACCUACUGUUCCCACUGCCGAGGCUUGGUGACCGUGAAACCGUGUUCUAACUACUGUUCCAACGUCAUGAGAGGCUGUUUGGCCAACCAAGGAGAUCUGGAUUCGGAGUGGAACAACUUCAUAGAUGCUAUGUUGAUGGUAGCCGAGAGACUCGAGGGGCCCUUUAACAUAGAGUCGGUCAUGGAUCCCAUUGAUGUGAAGAUUUCCGAUGCAAUCAUGAACAUGCAGGAAAAUAGCGUGCAGGUGUCUCAGAAGGUUUUCCAAGGUUGUGGACUCCCCAAGGCCCUCCCAGCAGGCCGAGCCUCUCGUUCUGUUCCUGAAAGUGGCUUCAGUGCUCGCUUCCGGCCAUAUAAUCCAGAGGAACGACCAACCACAGCUGCCGGCACAAGCUUGGAUAGACUGGUUACAGAUGUCAAGGAGAAGUUAAAGCAGGCCAAGAAGUUCUGGUCCUCCCUCCCGAGUACCAUGUGUAAUGAUGAGAAGAUGGCACCCGAGCAUAUCAGUGAGGAUGAGUGCUGGAAUGGAAGUGCGAAGAGCAGGUAUCUCUUAGCAGUGACUGGAAACGGAUUAGCCAAUCAGGGAAAUAAUCCUGAGGUUGAAGUCGACAUAACCAAGCCAGACAUGGUGAUCCGCCGCCAGAUCAUGUCUCUCCAGAUAAUGACCAGCAAAAUGAAGAAUGCCUACAAUGGGAAUGACGUGGACUUCAUUGAUAUCAGUGAUGAAAGCAGUGGUGAAGGCAGUGGUAGUGGCUGUGAAUAUCAGCAUUGCCCUUCAGAGUUCGAGUUCAACGUGACUGACAGUGUGGGGAAAACGGUGGUUCAUGGUAAAAAUGCAGCCGAAAACUCGGCUGCCAGCACCAUUUGCUGGUCAUAUGCUGCCCAGGGCCUUUGCCUCUUGUUCUUGGCUAUGCAAAGACAAUGGAGAUAAUUCAACCACUUUGAACAACAGACUUUCACUACCCAUGCUAAAAGGCACGCCAGUUUUCACUUUCUAUGCCAUCCUAGUGACUUGGCUUUUUAAAUUAAUGGACAACCGUGUACAGUUUUUACUUUUUUUUUGGCCAUUGGUUUAAUUAAAAUGGCAACCUGGUUUUUUCAUUCACUGUUUUGGGACGGUGAAAGGAGGACUUAGACUCAGAGUCGGUCCUGCCCACCCAAGAAGCAUUGUUCAACGUGGCUGACAAAGUGUAUAUACCAAGCUGUAGCUAGCUGUGCGUUUGUUUGAAUCACUCUAUUGGUUUUUUGUUUUGUUUGUGGGGUCGUUUGCUUCUUUUUUCUUCCCUUUCUUUCCAUAUAAGAUCUCACUGUGUUUCCUAAAAGAAAACCAGGGUCCCCUCUUGGCAUGAGACAAGCCUGCCUUUCGGAAAGCUGCAUUUGCAGUACAGGGACAGGUUUUACUUAGCAUAUUCAGAAUGAAAUGAAACAAAACAAAAAAACCCACCCGGCCAGCAGAAAGACGUUUUACACAGCAACAUUUCCAUUUAGCCACAUUAUGGUAGUUGCUUUAUCUGGAGAGAAGUGGAAGGUAAUUUGUUUUCUAUUAUACAGUAGAGCCAAAUGUGAAGGCAUAAUUGGCUAGGGAGCCAUAUGCCCGAUUGUAUAAAGCAUUAAUGCCAGGAGCAGGUUAUAUAGACUUCAUUUAUAGCUGGUUAUUGGAAGAGGCUGCUGAGUCCCAGUUUUGCAUAAGCUAAGAUCUGUGGGCCAGUCCCUGAAAUCUCUUGUAAUUCAAGUGAAACUCACUGAAGUUUUCCCAUUCAAUCUCAAUGUAAUUCAACAAGCAUUUACUAAGCACCUAGUGUGUGCCAGAUGCCAUGCCAGACACUGGGGAUACCAGGCAAAAGUGAACCAGCCCCUGCCCUUAAGGAGUUUAUGGUCGAUUGGAGGGUUUGGGAGGAGGUAACCGCACAGAUAAGUAAAUGAAAUCAUUUUCCAGAUGAGGGUGCUAGCCAAGUGGAAGGAUCAAGAUAGUUCUCAUCAUAGUUACGGAUAGUUCUCCCUUCAAACGCUCAAGGCAUUCAGUAUGUCCAGUGUGUCUAAACCUCAGAUUUUAUUUUCUUUUUUUGCAUCGACAUGGCCACGUGACAAAUGCAGUCACAUGGCCAUGUCAAACCCCUGCUGCCAGAUCAGGAGAGCAUGCACUUGAAAUCGUUGGUGCCAGAGUAGGGAGGGGCUUGCCACAGGCUCAUUCUGUCCCCAUCCCCCGCUAGACCAGGAGCAUGCGUUUUAUAUAUGGCUAGCAGCGAUAAGGGGGAACUCUCUAAUCCAGGGUAGGACAAAGAAAUAAGACGAGGCUAUUUCUCUGAUCCAUAGCAAGAAUUGAGCCCACGACCUUGACCUUGAAGCAGCAUGGAUUGGGGGCACCAGCAGUCAUCAUUCGUUUGCAAAUGCUUAUAUGAAUUUCAUUGAGAGAUCUUCAUUCUCAGAGAUUGUAAGGUGGCUUAUUUGAGGGCUCCCCCCUCUACACUGCCCUGGCCCUCUGAUGAAUAAGCCAGUGGUACGAUACAGCAGCCAUGUUGCAGCCAACAAAUCUGAAACCAUUUUAGCAUGACCUUAGUGCCCAGUUCCAGAGAAUAGGUAGAGCCGAUAGACCACGCCUCACAGGUGAUCUGCAGUCCUUCGGGCAUCUUGGGAAAGGCUCCUCUUUCUCUUGGCCCAUCAGUAGAAUAAUCAUAGCUUUGGCUCCAGAGGAAUCCUUCUUAUCCCUAAAUCAGAGUGAAGGCCAAGCAGCAACUCAUAAGAAUCUGAAAGACGUAACAGAUCACCUUCAAAGUAGUUAGCAAGUCCACAAAAAGACUAAAAAUGAUCUGCAAGUCUCUUCCAGUUUUCAACACCCAUUAGGAACCUAACCAAUGAUACAGAAGCUAGAACCUAGAAGGAGGUUUGUUGGUCAUUGUGCAUACCUUCGGUCAUGUGAGAAUAAUUCUCUAUUUUUGUAUUGAAGCGUAAUUACUUGAUAGCUCAGGGUCAACAUUUCAUUCACCGUUUUACACUAAAUGUCUGCAAAAUGGGGAAAAUGGAAUAUUUGGGGCUGUUGUAAACAGAGGCUUAAUUUUAUUAGAUGUAGCCAGUUAUUUAUUAAAGCAUGAUGUUAAUAAAAUAGGCAUAUUCCAA